Messenger RNA from Protomyces lactucae-debilis, 1704 nucleotides. RefSeq names its product cysteine string protein. Lineage: Eukaryota; Fungi; Ascomycota; Taphrinomycetes; Taphrinales; Protomycetaceae. The transcript has a single exon. The record is from RefSeq and is a predicted model, not a curated record. The coding region runs from base 66 to 1481 and encodes 471 amino acids. Gene Ontology annotation, molecular function: protein binding.
AAGGCCUUGUCGAUAUCUAGCAGGGGCAAGUAGAAGGGCAGCGGGCGGUCGAGGCAAAUUUGACCAUGCCGGAGGACGCUACACAUACAAAUGGAAAUACAGAGCCAAUCGUGCAGGAUGGCCCCGCAGAGGUCAGUGGGCCGACUGCGGAAGAGCACAAGGCAGAGGGCAACACAUUUUACAAGGCCGGCAAGUAUGCACUCGCCGUACAGUCCUACACGAAGGCACUGGAUCAAGGUCCCAAUGCUGCGAUACUAGGAAAUCGUGCUGCGGCAUCCAUGCUGCUUGGCGACUUCCAAAGAGCGCUACAAGACUCCUUGGAGGCCGAUGCACUGGCGCCUGGUGUUCCCAAGACGCAGAGCAGAAUCGCCCAGGCACAAGCACAGCUACAGCUCGUUCACCAAGCAGAACAAUUCAUCGAGCAAAAGAAUCCGGGUAUGAGCUUGCAUCUGCUUGACCGCCUGCAAAAAUCCCUUGCGCCCUCAGCAACCAUUCCGAGACUUUGGCAGCGAUUGCGGGGCGAAGCGCUCUUUCAGCGGGGCGAUAUCGAACAAGCUGGUAAAUACGCUUCUGACAUUCUGCGUUAUGACCGCAGGGAUGUCGAUGCGUUGGUGCUGCGGGGUCGCAUGAUGUACAUCCAAGGCGAUACCCAAACGGCCAUCAAUCACUUCCAGGAAGCCCUGCGUCUCGACCCAGACAAGACAAUCGCACGAACACUCUUUAAGCGGGCAAAAGCACUCGAAGCUGCAAAAUCUGCUGGUAAUGCCAAGUUCAAGCUUGGCAAGAUGGCGGAAGCAGAGGGGCUCUUCACAGAGGCUCUAGCUAUAGACGAGGAAAACAGGGGCACAAAUGCAAAGCUCUACAGCAACAGAGCGACCUGUCGAUUGCGCUUAAAGAAGUACGACGCGGCGCUGGAAGAUUGCGACAAAGCAGUCGCCUUGGACCCUGCCUACCAAAAGCCGCUUGUAACGAGGGCCAAAAUCUUCAUGGCCCAGGAAAAGUACCAAGAAGCCGUUGAUAUACUCAAGGAAGCCUCAGAGUCAAGUCCCAAUGACGAGACGCUCGAACGAGAACUCCGUGCUGCAGAGCUCGAGCUGGCCAAGUCGAAGCGCAAAAACUACUACAAAAUUCUCGGCAUUGAAAAGGAUGCCAGCGACUCUGAAAUCAAAAAGGCGUACCGCAAAGCAGCCCUCAUCAAUCACCCGGACAAGAACCCAGAUGAUCCAGAAGCAGAGGCACGGUUCAAGGAUGUUGGUGAAGCGUAUGCCAUCUUGUCGGAUGCUGAUAAGAAGUAUCAGUAUGAUUCUGGCGCAGACCUCGAACAAGGCGGCAUGGGCGGCAUGGGUGGUGGCAUGGGCGGCAUGGACCCGAAUGACAUCUUCCGCAUGUUUGCUCAGCAGCAGGGCGGUGGCGGUGGCUUUGGGGGCUUUGCCGGUCAUGGACGCGGACAUGGCGGUGGUCAUGGAUACCAUGGAUUCUAAGCAUCUGCAGCAUACUGAUAGAAUUAGACGAUGCACGCCUCUACAUCCGGCUCGCGCCCAUCAUACCUUCCCACCCCUUGACACCAGGUCGUUUGCACACAUCCAGACAAAGACCGAGUACCUCGCGCGUGUCGCGUGGGUCAAUGAUGCCAUCGUCCAAUCCACUCGCUGACGUUCUGUAGACAUUUGAAUCGCGUUCGACACCUUGUCUAAAGACCUCUUC